Molecule: messenger RNA, 324 nt
Organism: Gongylonema pulchrum
Lineage: Eukaryota; Metazoa; Nematoda; Chromadorea; Rhabditida; Gongylonematidae
Source: the annotation of a GenBank genome assembly
ACACAUCUAUCGCACAUCGCAGAGCACUUCGCCGAAACUACAGUGAUUGCGACAUGCAAGGAAUGCCCAACUCUGGUCUUCAGCAAUCUUCAAGAGUUGCAGCGACACUACGUGGAUAAGCACGUGACGGCGCUCUACCGAUGCAACAUAUGCGAUCAGACGUUCAAUAACCUGCAGCGUUUCCAGAUUUAUUUGUACAAAAAUGCGGCACAGUGUCUUCUUGGCAUACCAAGGUUUGAGUCCUGCUGUGUCUCGUCAACACUACCUUAUUCGUUUCCAGUCUUGGCACGAUGGAAUAUAGAUAUUAAUUAUGAUGUACAUUAA